Molecule: messenger RNA, 429 nt
Organism: Striga asiatica
Lineage: Eukaryota; Viridiplantae; Streptophyta; Magnoliopsida; Lamiales; Orobanchaceae
Source: the annotation of a GenBank genome assembly
AUGAACCUGCUGUCAAACUUUGGUGACGAUCCAACGGUGCAAUCGCCAGGAAUCUGCGAUUUUCUGGGACUGCACAGUGCAGUUGCGGGAAUGAAAAAGGGUAAAGUCAUGAACCUGCUGUCAAAAUUUGGUGACAAUCCAACGGUGCAAUCGCCAGGAAUCUGCGAUUUUCUGGGACUGCACAGUGCAGUUGCGGGAAUGAAAAAGGGUAAGCCUGUGCAUUCGGAACAGGAAAAUAACAAUAGGGGAAUGAAUAGAGGAGGGUCAUUAGAAGUAUCUAUUCCUUCUCAACCUCAAAGGGCCCGAUUUAUUCAGCUAUGGGAGCAAGACAGGGUAAGGCUUCUGUAUCACAAAAUCUGCCCCUUCAGGUCACACACAAAACAGACAGCCGAAAUGUAUUCAAAAUACGAUCUCCACCAUUCAAAAUGA